Messenger RNA from Triticum dicoccoides, 1111 nucleotides. RefSeq lists its product as uncharacterized. The record is from RefSeq and is a predicted model, not a curated record. Lineage: Eukaryota; Viridiplantae; Streptophyta; Magnoliopsida; Poales; Poaceae. Bases 28 to 483 code for a protein of 151 amino acids. The transcript is spliced from 2 exons.
AAGGAGGAGACACCGAAGGAGUUAGAGAUGGAGGAGGCCCGUCUGCACUUGGUGAAGAUGAUGAAGGACGCGAGAAUGAUGGCAGACUUGAAGAAGCUCAAGGAUGCCCAGGACAAGCUAGUGGAGGCCCAGAACCAGCUGUCCGAUCCACUGCUCAAGACUGAUCUACAUAAUCUCUUGGAGCUCUUCAAAACCCUAGAAACCUACGAGGCACAUGGCCGCUCCUACUCCUUGGCACUGGAGUCUUCGCAUGACCGGCAACGUUUUGCUACGAGGGGCAUUGAUAUGCGGCUGUUCGCGACACCACGCAUGGACAUGUACCUGGAGCAGGCCAGCAGGUUCCUCAGGGAACCGACGGCACUGGUGCAGGCGGCGGACCAAGACGACAUGGAGGAGGUCGCUGCUGCUCUUGCGAAUAUGAUUCCCUGUACGGAAGAAUCGGCGGUGAUUAAGAUCCGCAGCCCCUGGAUCACUGGACCAUGAUGACCGAGCGGGAGGACAACAAGCUGCUCGUGAUUGAGUUCACCGCGAGCUGGUGCAGGCCAUCCCGCAGCAUAGCUCCCUUUAUUGAUUUUCUCGCCAACAAGUAUCCAGAUGCCAUUUUCCUCAAGGUUGAUAUUGAUGAUGCUGAUAUGGAGUAUAUUGCCGAGCAUCACGAAGUUAAUGGUGUGCCGACCUUCCUGUUCAUGAACAGGGGAGAGGUUAAGGACAGGCUUCGUGGCGCAGACAAGGAAGAGCUGUUUGAGACGCUUCAGCUGCAGAUGACCCUCAUUAUGGACAACUGACUGAUACGGCAUUCAUAUCUGUUGAGUAUAUUGAAUAUUAGGAAGUAUAUGAUAUACUAGGAUUUGGUUCUAACUUGUUUUGUACUCCAAGUAGAUCAUUGUACUCCUAUAUACAUGCCCACGAGGCUCAAGCAAUACAACAUCAAUUCCACCAAUACCUCUCUCUUCCUUCUAACUAUAUCCUUGACCGCCGGCUGUAUCAUCUGGCCAGCGUAUACAGAUGCAUUGAUUUAAUCCUUUCUUUGCUUGUUUGACUUGGAUUUCAUCCCUUGGGACAAAUUAUUGCCUAGUGGGGCCAUGUAAUUCCUUACAAUGUGUGUUGGUCA